UAUUUGAAUAUCUGGCUUAGAGACAGCUGCCAUUGCGAACUAUGCUACCAUUCAUUGACCAAGCAACGAUUGCUCGACACCUUUGCAAUUCCAAUAGAAGUUAAGCCCAAGCGGGUCUCAAUAAUCGACAAUGUUGAUCUUAAGAUUAUCUGGGACGAUGACCAUGUCUCUCUUUACACCUCAAAUUUUUUGAUAUCCAAUUCUUUUUCUCUAGCAGAUUCAAAUCCCUCUGCCAAAAUCUCAAAUGAAGAUCGAGUUCUUGAGAAACGAAUCUAUUGGAAUAAAAGCAAAAUUCUAAAUGAGUUUCCUGAGGUUGACUAUAACGACAUCUUUAGCUCCUCUGAAUCAAAAUCUCACCUUGCAAUCGAUGACUGGAUCAUGAAAACUUUCAUUUACGGGUUUUGCUUUGUCAACAACGUUCCAGUCAAUCCCGUCGACACCGAAAAGCUAAUUCUCAAGUUUUCGUUCAUCAGAGAAACCCACUAUGGAAAAUUCUGGGACUUUACUGCAAAUUUGAAAAUCAACGACACUGCCUACACAAAUCUAGAGAUUCCCUUGCACACUGAUGGAACCUACUUUUCUGAGUCUCCUGGCUUGCAAGUCUUCCAUCUUCUAAAACACAUCAAUGGUUCUGGAGGCGAAACUAAUUUAGUGGAUGGGUUUCAUUGCGCUGAUGUAUUGAAAAAGAAUCAUCCAGUCUACUUCAAAUUUCUAUCGGUUUUUAAAAUACCCUUUCAUUCGGUCGGCGACGAGAAUAACUUCAUUCAACCUGAUACUUUCAAAUCUAUAUUUGAAGUUAACUCUGUCAACAAUUCAGUCACAAAUCCCAGAUCUACUACCCCAGAUAUCAACCACCGAAAUGAAGUCAUCCAAGUUCGCUGGAAUAACUCUGACAGAUCGCUUUUAAACUUAAACUUGAAUUACUCUGGAGAUUAUCUAAACCACAUCAAGUCUCAGUUCGGCUUGUCUUCAAACUUGGAAAUCAUAGAUCUCUUCUAUAAAGCAAUUUACAAAUGGAACGAAAUCAUCCAAGACGACUCAAACAACAUUCGCCUUCAACUCCAACCAACCAAAGUCCUCUUCUUUGACAACUGGCGAGUCUUCCACUCCAGAACCAAAUUCGAUGGCGAAAGAAGGUUGUGUGGUGCGUAUCUCAACAGGGACGAUUUCUUUUCAAAGGUAAAGUUGAUUUCUAUCAACAGAAAACAGUUGUUGAAAGAAUUGUAA
Messenger RNA from Ascoidea rubescens DSM 1968, 1227 nucleotides. RefSeq names its product Trimethyllysine dioxygenase. The annotation marks the transcript as partial. The record is from RefSeq and is a predicted model, not a curated record. The transcript has a single exon. Gene Ontology annotation, biological process: carnitine biosynthetic process. NCBI's taxonomy places the organism in Eukaryota, Fungi, Ascomycota, Saccharomycetes, Ascoideales, Ascoideaceae. Gene Ontology annotation, cellular component: mitochondrion. Gene Ontology annotation, molecular function: trimethyllysine dioxygenase activity; iron ion binding.